AUGGCGCUGGCGGCCGCGUCGGUGCCGCCCAUCGUCGCGAGCAGGUUCGGCCUCGAGCAGCGCUGCUUCUACCGCCACCCGGACCUCUACGAGGAGGAGGUGCCCGAGAUGGAGCUGGAGACGGUGCUGUCGCGGCCAGACUUGGGCGCUGGGUGCGCCUUCCGGAGCUUCCUGCUGCUCGGCGACCAGAACGCCGGCAAGUCGACUUUGCUGCACAGCUUCUGCCGGGAGGGCGACCCAAGCUUCAUGCAGCUCUCGUCACUGCUUCCAGUGCUGUCGAGCUCGUUCAUCAACACGCGCCUGGUCCCGAGGAGCCUGUUUGGAGACCGGGAAGACGACUUGAACAAGUGCAUCAGUGCCGUUCGCGACGAGAUGCCUUUCAUGGACACCGACAUCGCUCGGGGCAUUGUGAUGCUGAUUCGAAGGAACUUUGUGUUCUUCUGCAACGAGUUCGGCGUUUCGAUCCACGGGGAGGAGGAGGACGCGAGCGGCGAGGGGCCCGCCGCCGAGCCGUUCGGCCCGGAGGUGCGCUUCGUCGCGCUGCAGUUUGUGGAGCUGGGUGGGGACCACCUGGACCGCCUCCUCCGCUUCGGCGCCUCCGGGGGCGACCUGGGUGCUCUGCGCGCGUCCGAGGCCGUUGGCGUCGACCCGACGCGCGGCAGUGCCGAGGACGAGGCCUUCUGGACGGACAUCCACGAGGUGCUCCUCGGCUCCCUCCGGCUCCUGCGGGCGACCAGCAGCGCGCUGCGCUCGAUGCUGCGGAAGCUCAGCUUUCUGGGCGGCGCGCUGGGCAGCGGCUGCGGCGGCGGCGGCGGCGGCCUGGGCGGCACGUGCGAGGUGGUGUUCUACGUUUCGAGGGCCCCCCCCGUGGAGGCUGGCAGCUUCGAUGCCGCCGCCGCCUGGGCGGAGGCCCGCGCUGAGGUCCUGGCCUUUGCGCGCGAUGAGCUCGGCGCUUCGGCGGCCGCCUCUGCCGCACGUACCCUCCUCAAGGCACCUCCGCCGAGCGUAGGCGUGUGGGAGCCCUGCGACGAGGGCCUCGACCUCAGCGCGCUCGAGGAGGUCGCCGGCGCUGCCGCGCUCGAGUGGCGCGCGGCCGAGGAGCGCUCCGGGCCGCUGCUCGCGUUUAUCCGCGACAUGGUCGCCAGCUUGGCGCUGCCGGCGCUCCGCUCGCGCCUGCGGCUCUGCGGCGUGUACGCGGCGCGGAGCCUUGUGGACGAGCUCGGCGACGCCCGCUCGGCAGCCCCGGGGCCCAGGGUCUCGGCGGGCCUGGCGCCGAGCAUGGAGGGUCAGGGGUCGCUGUGCGCGCCCUCGGUGGUGCGAAACGUGGCGCGGCUGCUGCGGCGGGCUGGGCGCGAGGACCUGGGCGCGGUCGGCCCCGGCCACGGCCUGGUCCCCCAUGUGGCGGAGCUCAUGCUCCGGUGUUCGCUGCGGCUGCGUCAGGUGGAGUCGCCGGGCGGCGGUGCGAACACGGCCACGGUCGUGGGUCGCUGGGUCACGCGCUUCGAUCUCGCGGAGCACCUAGAGGAGUGCGAGGCGGAACUCUCGGUGCCGCUGCCAGAGGUGGCGACGCUGCAGUGCUGGGAGGCCGCCGUGCUGGCGCUCGACCGCGCCGCAGUGUGCUCGCUGCUCGCUCCGGGCGGCGAGAAGGGCGCCAUCGAAGUGCUGACCGUGGCGCUGGUCGUGCACGGGCCCAUCAGCGUCUCCAUCGAGGCGAGCCGCAUGGACUUCUACUACUACGCCAGCGGCAUCUACGACUCCCCGACAACCCCGCCUGCAGCAGCAGUGAGGCCGCUUCGGACCACGUCGUCUUGGCAGUUGGCUAUGGGAUCGCGGGGCGCCCUCCCCGGGCAGACGUACUGGCUCCUGCGCAACAGCUGGUCGUCCUACUGGGGCGAGGGCGGCUACGUGCGGGUAGCCAGAGAGGGCAACAUCUGCGGGGUCGCGACGACCCCCGCGUUCGCCCUCCUGAACCCGCACGCCCGGCUGCCGUAGCGGGUGCGGCCAGCGGCGGGCCUGUGGCCUGUCCGCGGCCUGCCCCGUUCUCUCAGGGUGGCCUGGAGCACGAGCUCGUGCUCGGCUGCUCCGUCGCCGUGGACGACCUCGGAGGGCGGGAGGGCCGCUCGGGACAGCGGCCCGACCGUCGCAGUCUCUACAGUUUCAGAGCUCGGGCUCGACGAUGUUCCGCGCGGGAGGCAAGAGGCCCCCAGCGCCCAGCGGCACUUUGCCGCAGAAGUGGAGGCAACAGACCUCCUUCGUACGCCUCGCACCGUGCGAGGAGGGCAAUACAUUUCCACCGCCCCUGGCCAGGCUCAUUCUCGGCCCAGUAUCGGUGCAUGUGCCUCCCUGGCCAAGCUAGGGGUGCGUAUGUACCACUCCUGGGCCCAGGAUGGGCUUGGCUAAGGGCGGUGGACUUCGUACAGAUUUUCUGUCGCCCUAACGAAGGCGUUUGCCGACGCCCGCCCGCCUUCCCGCUCGCGCCAGGGCGAGGAGAAGGGCGGUGAGAGGAGCAGGAGGAGGAGCAUGAGGACGCGUCGCCGCUCCGCGCACGGACUAGAGCGCGUGCGGGCCUCCCACAG
Messenger RNA from Prorocentrum cordatum, 2576 nucleotides. The record is from the annotation of a GenBank genome assembly. Lineage: Eukaryota; Dinophyceae; Prorocentrales; Prorocentraceae.